AUGCUCAGUCAAGCCCGCGUCUACCCCGACGCCGCCCUUCUCCUCCAUCACCGCCUAAAGCAUCCAUAUGGGAGUCUAGAGCCCCAGUCACAGGAAACGACAAUCGCAAAGGCGCAAUCUAUUCUCCAUCAGCUCGCCGCCUGUUUCGCGGCCACAGGACGAUACCCCUUUAUGACUUUCUUCCCAUUCCUCAUGUCAGCGCUAGAAUUAGAUGGUCUUCAUGCACAGGAUAGAUGCGAUGUCCUUGCAGCUAUUGAUACCAGAUGGCACCCCAUUUAUUCUGCGUUCCUGGUGAGCCUCAGGAAGAUCAUCGUCCAUGUUUGGGCGCCGACUCAGCCCAUGGAAACGAGACAUAAGCCUCGUGCCAGACAAAACCGAGUCACGGAGCAGAGUCUGGUUAGACAGCCCUCCGCAAUCUUCACAGAUACCCGUUUCGAAUCUGCAGAGGAGAAAUCCGCAUGGGAAUACUACGUAAGGAUGGUCUCAUCAAACGUGCCAGCCCAAGACGGCCCAGAGAAUCCCUACCGCCAACUCUCAAUCCCAGCACUCUCAUCACCAAUCCUCCUCGACACAAUCGUCUGCAUAUCCACCGAGCACAUGCUCAACUUCGGUCUCGCAAGCGUCGACCUCGCAGCCAAGCGCCAGCAACGAAUGCUCCGAACUCUAGGCCAAAAGCUCCUCAGCAUCGACAGCCCAACAAACCGCGCCACGGUAGUCAUCGAGAAACCCGAACGCGAAGCACUAAUGAUCGCAGUCGUCUUGCAAGGUAUCGUAGUCGCUCAAUCCGCCGACGGAAUCCUGGAACCACACGUCAAAUGUGCAUCCUGGCUCAUGCAAUCCCUCGGCUACUUCGAGACCAUCCCACCGAAUCCAAUCGCGCGCAUGGCCGUGCAACGAUACGGGAUGGUUGAUGUCAUGCUCGCCAUCUCGCGACAGCGAAGACCCUACGCACCCCAGCAUUUCAUCCUAAGCCAACCGGACGCGCGUGUCUGGGAUGAGACCGAGCCUUCAUUUCACAAAAUGACAGGCUGUCCGCAGCCCCUGAUGUGUUUCCUCGUCCGCAUUGCACAUCUGGCAUGUGACGUGAAGGAGAGCAGGGAAAGUGUGCUCGGUGAGGCUUUCAGACUCGAUACCGAGCUGAGAGCUUGGGGAUCCCAAGUGUUUUUACUGGACUGCGCAUCUUUUAUUGGCGCGACGGGUGUUUCUGGACCAGACGUGCUCACCACGCGUGCAGUUUUUGGUGCAUGUGUGUUUUCGAUUGAUGGAUCAUUUGGCGACGGGGUGUGGGCCGGAUUCGUCGCUGCCGCAGCCUUUUUAUCUUGCGGCGAGGGAGGCGGUGUCGCCGGAAGAUCGGGCUUGGGUCCGACAGAAACAUGCGUCUAUGACGGCGUUCUAUCGGGAGCAGCAGCGGAACGCGGCUAUGGAGCUGAUUGA
Penicillium brevicompactum is the source of this 1434-nucleotide messenger RNA. Its product is annotated as transcriptional regulator family TF. Bases 1 to 1434 code for a protein of 477 amino acids. NCBI's taxonomy places the organism in Eukaryota, Fungi, Ascomycota, Eurotiomycetes, Eurotiales, Aspergillaceae. The transcript is spliced from 4 exons. The record is from RefSeq and is a predicted model, not a curated record.